AUGGCUUUCAGUUGCAAGAAUCAUCGAAAUUGUUCCAAGUUCUUUGAUAACAAUGAGUACAAAAUUUACCGUGUGUGUGUGUGUGUGUCUGUCUGUCUGUCUGUCUGUCUCUCUCUCUCUCUCUCUCUCUCUCUCUCUCUCUCUCUGGUUCUUUUUCUCUUUCCGCGCUUUUUCUCGCUUUUAUGUCUUUCUAAAUUUCUUUCCUCCUCUUUCAUUGUAACUCCUUUUCUUUUCUUCUUAUAUUCCUCUCUCUCUCUCUCUCUCUCUGAGUCUAUCUCUCUGAGUCUCUCUUCUCACACGUUUUACUCUCAUUGUAUCCCUUUUCCUUUUUCGCUCCCAUUUAACUCUCUCUCUCUCUCUCUCUCUCUCUCUCUCUCUCUCUCUCUCUCUAUUUCUAAUUUCAUCAUCUUUCUUUCGUUCACUCUCGCUUUUUUCUCCAGUCUUGUAUUUUUUUUCUUUUAUCUUUUUCUACUUUCCUUACCCGUUCCUUCACCUUUUCUCUCUUUCUGUAUCUCUUCCUUUUUGACAUACUCUUUCUCUCUCUCUUUCUCUCCUCUUUUCUUCCUUUCUAGUUCUUCUCCUUCCCCUUCUUUUCCCUUUCAUUUAACUCUCUCUCUCCCAAUUACUCUGUCUUGCUUCCCUUUUCUUACAAACCCCAUUUUUGUGAUACACAUACGUGUCUUUGUGGUACGUUUUUAA
This is a messenger RNA of Acanthosepion pharaonis, 699 nucleotides long. The record is from the annotation of a GenBank genome assembly. Lineage: Eukaryota; Metazoa; Mollusca; Cephalopoda; Sepiida; Sepiidae.